Molecule: messenger RNA, 1140 nt
Organism: Lecanosticta acicola
Lineage: Eukaryota; Fungi; Ascomycota; Dothideomycetes; Mycosphaerellales; Mycosphaerellaceae
Source: the annotation of a GenBank genome assembly
AUGUCCACCGCCUUCAUCUCCAAAUCCCGCCGCAUCCGCUUCGAAUUCCACCUGCACAUCCACGACCUCAACAACGUGCCCCUCGUCUCCGGCACCUCCUUCAUCAAAUGGCACCUGCCCGCCUCCACGGCGGCCGAGCACCGCGGGCGCACGGCCAAAGCGCCCAUCCGCGACCAUCGCGUCCAGUACGCCUACACCAAGCGCGUGCCCGUGCGCCUCACCGUGGGCAAGGGCGACCUGCUGCAGGAGUGCCGGGUGGAAUUCGAGGUGUUGCAGGAGUACAGCGCCGGGGGCCGCGGGGAGCGCAUCGUGCUGGGACACGUCGCGUUGAAUCUGGCCGAGUAUGUGGAGGUGCAUGAUGUUCCUACUGCUGCAGAAGGAGGAGGGGGAGGAGGCGUCACGAGGCGAUAUCUCAUGCAGGACAGCAAGAUCAACAGUACCCUCAAACUCACCCUGUCCAUGCGCCACCUCGAAGGCACCAGGGACUACAUGGCGCCUCCCCUGCGCGCCGCCCCGGUCUUUGGCGGUAUAGCCGGGAUCCUCUCUUCUUCGGAACCCGCGGCGGUGGGCAAUCCUGCUCCUCCUGCUCCUCCUCCUCCUCCUCCUCCUUCAGCUGGCGGCGGUGCCCCUCACCAUCAUCCUCAUCAUCAGCAUCUCCACCCGAAUUUCGACGGCGAAGACGCCUCGCAACAGGACCUCCCCCACUUCAGCAGCACGAACCGCGAAAUGGGCGAGAUGCAGGACAUGUAUCGACGUACCUUGGCCGCUUUCUGGGCCAGUCAGCCGGGCGAGUUGCGCGCGGAUGAGUGUAUCGAGGAUAUCUUUGCCGGCGGGGAUGGGUGGGGCAAGAGCGGGAAGCCGCUGAGUGGGAAGCCACCACCGCAACAGCAGCAGCAGAGUGAAUUGGACACUGUUGGUGGUGGGGGGAGUGGAGCUAGUACACCGAAUCCCGACGGCGAGAAGGAAAGACACGGACAUGCACAUGCACAUGGAAAUGGACGUCAUCAUCAGAAGAAUGCAUUUUCGCGUUCCAGGCUUGGGAGGAUGGGGAAGCAGAGGCACGACGCGGGGGAAUUGGACGAGAUGGAUGUCCGGGAGGAUCUGACGAGUUGGCAGAUCGGGGAGGGGGCUCAUGCUUGA